Molecule: messenger RNA, 1698 nt
Organism: Salpingoeca rosetta
Lineage: Eukaryota; Choanoflagellata; Craspedida; Salpingoecidae
Exons: 1
Coding region: 1-1698 (565 amino acids)
Source: RefSeq, a predicted model, not a curated record
AUGCGCGGACAGCACUCUGCGUACCCGCCACCUUCGGUGUUCACGCCUCCCUUUGGCCCAGCUCACCCGGCCCUGCCGCACCCUAGUCCGCACCGCAGCCCGUUUCGCCCCGCACAGGGCCCCGCACCACGACCACCCCCAGCACCAUCAUCGCACCCUCGCACCCAUCACCAACGCCCGCGCCACCAGCAGCCGCACGGCCGCCCAGACCAGUUCUUCCGCGACCCCAUGAGCAAUGGGCCCAUCUCGUCCAUCGCCGUGGGGAGCAGCGGCAGCGCCGGCAACACCGCCUACUCCUCGCCCUUUGAGAUUCCGCUUGGCUACGACGUUGCCUCUGUCCCCUUCACCUCGCUCGCCGUGUCCCCUUCCUCGUCCCCCUCCACCGCGCCCAGUACCUCCGUCGCCGUGACUCAUCACAAGCAGAUGGCGCAAGAAGAUGCCUCUCCCAUCACACCACCCGCAACUGCAACCGCCACCUCCCCAUCAAAGGUGCGAACCAACGGCACGCGCCACCACCGCCCAUCCCCGCGAUCGUCGUCAGGAAAGACGAUCAAGACCGCCGUGGCCACAGCGAUGACGACGAUGGCGCCGACGCGACCGCCGCUCCACCUGUACAACGAGUAUGGAACCGCGCCAGUAACCAGGACUACGACGACCGCAGCAGGUCACGCGCAUCAUCAUCAUCAUCAUCAUCGUUACGAACAACAACACGAACAGCAGCAGCAGACAGCACAACAACAGGAGCAUCAGCAGACGGAGCGGACACAACCCAAGGCCGCCACGACCUCCCGCCACUCCAAGACGCCCACAAAGGCCAAGCGAGCAAAGAAGAGGCGCGAGAAGAACGCACAGGGCAGCGAGCGGCCCGGUCACGUGCCAUCAUCAGCGCCGGCAUCAUCAGCAGCAGCAUCAACAUCAAGGUCAUCGGCAUCAGGAUCAAGGAGGGCCGCCACGGCGACUGCAGGCAAGACGACACCAGGCAAGAGCCGCGCGAAAGGAAAGGCAACCGCAUCGAACGGGGAUGACAUCCGCCCGCGAUCAAAGAGCAGCGGCUCCAAAGCCCGCGAACACAGCAGACACACUGGUGGCGGUGGUGGUGUGGGGGCAUCGCUGGAGGGAACGCACCUGCUGCAGUUUUUAACCAACGGCGGCCCAGCCGUUGCCGCCACACCUGGUGGUGAUGGUAUUGGCGUUGGUGGUAGUGAUAAGCAACAGAAGCCAGAUCAGCACCAGAAGCAGGAUGAGUACCAGAAAUAUUCGUAUGGACGUGGACGUGGACGUGGAGGGGCGAAGCAUGGGGCUGCCCAUCUUGAUCAGCGAUCGCAGAGCGACAGCAGCGGCAACGCGGACGUGCGGCGGUCCCGUGCAAAGGUGACAGCGACACGAGCAGUGAUGUCAUCGCCAGGAAAGGCGCCACCCACGCAGCAGCACCACACCAGGCAACACCAGCACCACCACCAGCAGCCACUUCACGCGAUGCAACUGCUGCAACACCUGCAAGGCCGCAGCCAACACGACUCGCAGGCACAUGCACCAGCGCCGCCACCCACGUCGCCCCCACGCCCGUCAUCAUCAUCGCCACUGUCGUGCGAGCCCCGGGCAGAGACGCCGACGAGCCGGCAGUUUUAUUGGCCGGACGGGCAGCGCUUUGCAGUGCCCAAGUUCGUCCUUGAUCGCCGCAUCCAGCACAUUGCAUGA